AAAAGAUUAAUAAAUUGAACCUAGAAAAUUUAUUGAGUGCAGAAACUUUCAUCCACAUUGAUGAUGAAAUACCAAUGGAGGAAUUGACUGAUGACCAAAUUAUAGAAGUAAUAAGUCAAGAAACAGUAGCUGAAAUUAACAAUCCAGAAGAGGAGUAG
Entrophospora candida is the source of this 158-nucleotide messenger RNA. The record is from the annotation of a GenBank genome assembly. Lineage: Eukaryota; Fungi; Glomeromycota; Glomeromycetes; Entrophosporales; Entrophosporaceae.